Molecule: messenger RNA, 5493 nt
Organism: Chroicocephalus ridibundus (black-headed gull)
Lineage: Eukaryota; Metazoa; Chordata; Aves; Charadriiformes; Laridae
Gene: TRPM5
Product: transient receptor potential cation channel subfamily M member 5
Exons: 27
Coding region: 302-3820 (1172 amino acids)
Biological process (GO): calcium ion transmembrane transport
Cellular component (GO): plasma membrane
Molecular function (GO): ligand-gated calcium channel activity; calcium-activated cation channel activity
Source: RefSeq, a predicted model, not a curated record
CAGAUUGACAUGAAGUCUGGAAAGCUACCAGGAAGGGAGACAGAUGCACGGUUGUGAUGACUGGUCAGAGUGGCUAGUAGAACUCCCCAGAAAAGGAAAAGGGAGCAGCAGCAAAUAGCAUUGGUAACAACAGCCACCUCAGUGCAACUCAGCCUUGCAGACGGAUGGUCACGGCUGUUGCAAAGGACAGUCAGCAGAAUACUGUCUUCUGUGCUCUUAGGAGAUAGAGCUGCAUCUCCAGUGGAAAAGUGAACUCAAAAAGUGAACACCUUGGUCUACUGGUGAUCACCUUUCAAAUUCAAUGGAGGAAAUGGAAACCAAGCUCUGCAGCCCUGACAAAGAAGCAGCUUUCAAAAGAGAACCACCAUACUGCAUAGGAGAAAUAGACUUCACAGCUUCUGGGAAGAAACGUGGAAAGUUUAUUAAGGUCCCAAGUACCAUUCAUCCUGGAAUUAUAUUCGAAGUUAUGCUCAACAAAUGGAAGCUACCAGCUCCCAAUUUGGUUGUCUCGUUAGUAGGGGAAGAAGAAAAUUUCCAGAUGAAGCCUUGGCUACGGGACACCUUAAAAAAAGGACUUAUAAAGGCCGCUCAAAGCACAGGUGCCUGGAUAUUUACCAGUGCUUUACGUGUAGGAAUAACAAGACACUUAGUGCAAGCAGUCCGAGAUCACGCACUGGCUAGUACUUCAUCCAAAGUAAGAGUGAUUACCAUAGGAAUAACUUCACUCAGAAAAACUCAGCACAGAGAAAUUCUGGACAACACAAAGAAUGAAAGUCUUGUACGCUAUGAAUCAGAUGAUAAUAUCCAAGGCCCACUGUAUUCCUUGGACCACAACCAUUCCCAUUUUAUUUUGGUGGAUCACAUAACACCAGAUGAGCCAGAUGGAACCACUAAGCUACGUCUCACCUUGGAAAAGCAUAUUUCAGAACAGCGUACUGGAUAUGGUGGAACAGGUAGCAUUGAGAUCCCGGUGCUUUGCUUACUGGUAAAUGGAGGACCAGGCACACUUGAGAGAAUUUGCAGCGGUUUGGAAAAUUCUGCUCCCUGGCUUAUCUUAGCAGGGUCUGGAGGUACAGCCGACGUCUUAGCUGCAUUUGUGAAUGACCCACAGCUUAUCAUGCCAGAAGCUGUUGAAAAGCAAUUUAAGGAGAAAUUCCCUGCAGAAAGGUUCUUGUGGAAGGACAUUCUUCAAUGGACAGCAACAAUUCAGAACAUUGUUUCACACCAACAUCUUCUAACUCUGCACAACUUUGAGCAAGAUGGUUCAGAAGAACUAGACACAGUCAUUUUAAAAGCUUUAGUAAAAGCCUGUAAAAGUCACAGUCAGGAUGCUCAGGAAUAUCUGGAUGAACUGAAGCUGGCAGUGGCCUGGAAUAGAGUGGACAUAGCUAAAAGUGAAAUUUUCAAUGGUGACGUGGAAUGGAAGUCCUGUGACCUGGAAGAAGUGAUGAUGGAUGCUCUGGUCAAUGACAAGCCAGAAUUUGUAAAAUUAUUUGUUGACAAUGGGGCUAACAUAUCUGAAUUCCUGACAUAUAGUCGUCUGCAGAGACUCUACUGUUCCAUUUCUCAGAAGUGUCUCCUCUAUGAACUUCUACUGAAGAAACAUGAAGAAAGCAAGCGAACUUUGGCAGGGCUCACUGGUCAACAGCAUAAGGAACAGAAGGAGAUCAGCCCACUCUUCACUCUCGGUGAGGUCUCUAGAGUUCUCAAGGAUUUUCUCCAUGAUGCAUGCAAAGGUUUCUAUCAAGACCUUAGACAUGGAGGCAAGAAGAAAUACGAUAAAAUGAAUACAAAGCAAGUACCUGGGCCCUUGGAUAUGAACCAGAAAAGCGAAAAUCCUUGGAGAGAUUUGUUUGUAUGGGCAGUACUUCAAAACCGGCACAAGAUGGCAAACUAUUUCUGGGCUAUGGGUCAGGAGGGUGUAGCUUCAGCUCUGGCAGCCUGCAAGAUCCUUAAAGAGAUGUCCCGCCUGGAGACGGAAACCGAAGUAGCACGUAUAAUGAAAGAGGCCAAGUAUGAGCAGCUCGCUGUUGAACUGUUUAGUGAAUGCUACCACAAUAGCGAGGAGAGAGCGUUUGCUCUGUUGGUGAGGAAAAAUCAGUACUGGAGCAAAACCACCUGCCUUCAGCUGGCUACAGAAGCGGAGGCAAGGUCUUUCUUUGCACAUGAUGGUGUCCAGGCCUUCCUGACGAAAAUAUGGUGGGGAGACAUGUCUACAAGCACACAGAUUCUGAAGUUAAUCUGUGGAUUCUGGUGUCCUUUCCUAAUUUACACAAAUUUAAUAGCAUUCAGUGAGGAAAAACAAUCAAAGAAUGAGUCAGAGCCAUUUAGAGAUCUGGACAGUUUAGAUACAGAGAGGACUCCGUUUUUUUCCAAGGAAGAAGACAGAGGAAAUGGUAAAAUGGAAAAGCAAAACCCUUCUGAAAACACAGCGUGGGCGACAUUCAUGUUUACUCGGUGGAGAAAAUUCUGGAGUGCCCCUGUAACUGUAUUUGUGGGGAAUGUUAUAAUGUACUUUGCUUUUCUGUUUCUAUUUACUUACGUCCUUUUACUGGACUUCAAACCACCUCCACCUGAGGGUCCAUCUGCUAAAGAAUUUAUACUUUACUUCUGGGUUUUUACCCUGGUCUUGGAAGAAAUCCGACAGAGUUUCUAUACAGAUGAAGACACAAAUUUAAGGAAAAAAUUUAAGCUGUAUGUGGAGGAUAACUGGAAUAAAUGUGAUAUGGUGACCAUCUUCCUCUUCAUAAUCGGGGUAACCUGCAGAAUGCUGAACUCAACUUUUCAAGCUGGCCGUACAAUACUUGCCAUUGAUUUUAUGGUGUUUACACUUAGACUUAUACAUAUUUUUGCAAUUCACAAACAACUUGGACCAAAGAUCAUAAUUGUGGAAAGGAUGAUGAAGGAUGUUUUCUUCUUUCUGUUUUUCUUGAGUGUGUGGCUCAUUGCCUAUGGUGUGACAACUCAAGCUCUACUUCAUCCUGAUGACAGCCGAGCGGAAUGGAUAUUCAGGAGGGUGCUUUAUCGUCCCUACCUUCAGAUAUUUGGCCAGAUUCCACUGGAUGAAAUAGACACAUCUCGGAUGUAUCCCAGGAACUGUACAGUUAAUCCACUGCAGAUUCUGCAGGAGAACUCGCCAUCAUGUCCUAAUAGCUAUGCCAACUGGGUCGUCAUACUUCUGUUGGUCAUCUUCCUGCUAGUCACAAAUGUUCUCCUUAUGAAUCUCCUGAUUGCUAUGUUCAGCUACACUUUUCAAGUUGUUCAGGGCAAUGCAGACAUCUUUUGGAAAAUUCAGCGCUACAACCUGAUUGUUGAAUAUCACGGCCGGCCUGCCUUAGCACCACCAUUUAUCAUUAUUAACCACAUAACUCUGGUUCUCAGAAGAAUCUUCAACAAAACGCAACAUAAAAAAGAACAUCUGGAAAGAGAUCUUCCCGUUGGCCUAGAUCAAAAAAUCAUAACAUGGGAGCUGGUGCAAAAAGAGAAUUAUCUUGUAAACCUUGAACAAGAGAGGAAAGAAAGCAAUGAAGAAAGGCUGAAGGCCACAUCUAAUAAGGUGGAUAAUUUGUCUAAAUAUUUUAGUGGAUUGAAAGAACAAGAAAAGCGGUUUAAAGUUAUGGAAGCCCAGAUUUGCUACUGUACAGCUGUUAUCUCCUCAAUGGCAGAGCUUUUAACAAAAACCAACCUCUUGUGCAACCAACCAGCUCCAAGCUAUACAUGUGUGACGAAUGCCAAUACAGAAGUGCCUUUGCCAGAAAGAAGUGAAAGAGAAGAGCGCACAAAUCAGUCCGAGACUGACAUCACAUACAUCGAUAACUGAAUUCUACUCUUAUUUCUUCAAAUUAAACCUUUUGUCCUACUGACCUACUGUAGAAGUAAAAUCCUAAUUACACGAAGGCCUCAGGCCCAGCUCUCAAAACUUUAUGCCAACCACUGUCAAUGUUUGACACUACUCAGGAUUUCUUAUUUUUCCUCCUUCAAUUUCUUGGGCUUUCUUCCCUCCUGCUCCUGUAUUGCUUGGUCCAUUCUCCAAAACUCCAUUCCACAAAUCGCACUAAAAACUUUCUCCUCCAGGAUGACUCCACCACCUUAUUUUCUAAAUACGAUCUGCCUUCUGUUCUCCAAAUAGCAUCCCCUCAAUCCAACGUCAUCAUUGCUAAUUUACACAUUUCUCUGUUAGAGGGAGUCUCCCUUUUGAAGGGUGAUCGUUUACGCACUAAAAAUCAAGACGCUUCCUUGGCCAAGAAAGCAAGCUCGCAUUUCUGAGUUGCUGAGAAAGGAAAUCAAGCAAUAGUUUCCACAGGAAAGGGCCUGGGAUACUGAACUAUUACAGUCCUGAAGUUCUUAAAACCCUCAAAUGAUUGCACUCACCGUCUUCUCUUCCCACGCUGGCUUCUGUGAGGUAUUCCUUUGCCAGUGUUCCUUAUUGAGGGCUCCUCACUCGUCCCCAGAAAGGGGAAUCUCAUCGCACAGUCCUCGAACGCGCGGUGGCUUGCAGUCGCUUUCCAAACACGAAGCAGGUGGCCCUCCCGCAGCCAGACCCCCAGCCUCUACUGCUUGUGUUUUCGCUUUGAUGCCAAAUUGUAGCUGCUGUCAGCUUGCUGCUAUUAAAGGAGACUUUGCCUUUACGUAUCACACCACACGGAACACUGCCUCUACACCUGAGUGGAUUUCUGAUUUCAUUUCACUCUUCUCUCUCAAAGGUCAGGGAGAAAAAAAAAUUACUCAGAAUUUUAAAGCAAGAAUCUGUAGCAAAAAAUUUCCUACAAACUAGGAAUUUGUGUGACUUUUUUCAUUACUUAAACUGGCAUGUACGUUUUUAGCAUACAAAAGUUAGUUGGCUUUAUUAGAAUUUUAUAUGAAAAGAUACACCAAUAAAACAAAUAUUACUACCAUCCUUUAAAGGGAAAUUUCUUUGGAAUAAUAUAAACAGCAUCAGAAGGGGGAAGUAUUGGGUUGUGGUCCUUCUUAGAUAAACUUCAAGUGAACUUAAUUUCCUCAUGCACGUAACACUGCUUCUAUGCAACAUAAACACAGGUUGUGCAAAAGCCUUCUCUGUUACCAGAGGCAGAAAAAAAAUAUUUCAGAGCUGAUAAAAACACCUUUCUGACAUGAGUCAUUUAUUAAUAGCUAUUAAACUUGUUAUGAUUUCUUCAUAAAAUAGGCAUCUGUCCAGUUUAUUCAGCUGUGCCCCAGACCUCAGCAACCUAAUUAACAGUGAUGGAAUUUUGGUACUGUCCUACCUGUUCUUCACCCUAGGCAAGCAGAAGGUAUAAAACCACUACAUUUGUACCAAGCUACACUUUUUGUUAGGAAAUAAUGCAUAUCUUACAGCCAGCAUGCCCUGCUCUGGCAGCAGCUUCCAUUCUGAAAUGGCUUCAAUUUUAAUUGUGUUCAGCACAUUAAUUAUCCACUGGAAACCAAAAUCUAUCUAUCAUCUGGAAAUGUUGUCAUGUCCCACACACAUGCACUGGAACUCCAGAUUUAUUUAGC